AUAACAAAAUUUAUAAUAUGACCUUUUGAUUUCGAUUUUCUACUUUGCUGCAUUUUGCUAAGGUUUUUUCCUAAAUUUUUUACUCUAUCAAUACGUUUUUAUUUAAAAUUACGAUGGCUUCCACGAAGUUCAACAUGCUUGUGAGAUCGUUGAGCACGACCACAGCCCAAGGAUUGGUCAAACCUCCUGUUCAAGUUUUUGGCAUUGAGGGACGUUACGCCUCGGCCUUGUUUUCGGCUGGAAGCAAACAAAAACAAUUGGAAGCUAUAGAAAAAGACCUUGUCAAAUUUCAAACUGCGUUGAAAAAGGACAGUGUAUUAAAGGAGUUCAUAGAAAACCCCAUCAACAAACGUGCCUUAAAGGCAAGCACUCUGAAAUUGGCAUCUACAAAAUUAUCGCUUUCACCACCAUCGUCCAAUUUCUUAAGUUUGUUGGCCGAGAAUGGAAGACUUAAGAAGCUCAAUUCCAUAAUUAACAGUUUUCAAAUUAUAAUGGCUGCACAUCGAGGAGACCUCCCUUGCAUUGUUACAACAGCUAAGCCUCUGGACUCGGCCGAUCAACAAGAGCUGACCAAGACAUUACAAUCGUUUGCCAAAAAGGGAGAAACGAUUAAAUUGUCUUUGAAGGUGGAUCCAUCCAUUUUAGGAGGAAUGAUAGUCAGUAUUGGAGAUAAAUAUGUAGAUAUGAGUGUUUCUAAAAAAAUCAAGAAGUACACUGAAAUUAUACAGAGUGCCAUUUAAAAUUUAAAUGUUCAUUAUAUAGUUUGGCACCGAUAUUUUGUUAUUAGAAUGAUACGGAUAAACAUUUAGUGCACAAUAACAUUAAACAAUUAUUUAAGUUAAUUA
This is a messenger RNA of Adelges cooleyi (spruce gall adelgid), 845 nucleotides long. It is a transcript of the gene ATPsynO, whose product is annotated as ATP synthase subunit O, mitochondrial. NCBI's taxonomy places the organism in Eukaryota, Metazoa, Arthropoda, Insecta, Hemiptera, Adelgidae. The transcript is spliced from 6 exons. The record is from RefSeq and is a predicted model, not a curated record. Bases 114 to 740 code for a protein of 208 amino acids. Gene Ontology annotation, molecular function: proton-transporting ATP synthase activity, rotational mechanism. Gene Ontology annotation, biological process: proton motive force-driven mitochondrial ATP synthesis.